AUGACACACCAGACACAUGCCUAUCACAUAGUAAACCCAAGUCCAUGGCCCUUGACCGGAGCUCUAUCAGCCCUCCUCAUAACUUCUGGUCUGGUAAUAUGAUUCCACUAUCAUUCUACCAUCCUCGUAUCGCUAGGCCUAUUAACUAACGUCCUAACAAUAUAUCAAUGGUGACGAGAUGUAAUUCGAGAAGGUACCUUUCAAGGCCACCAUACACCAAUUGUACAAAAAGGCCUACGAUACGGGAUGGUCCUGUUUAUCAUCUCAGAAAUCUUUUUCUUCGCAGGCUUCUUCUGAGCAUUUUACCACUCCAGCCUCGCUCCAACGCCCGAACUAGGUGGUUGCUGACCUCCAACAGGCAUUCACCCCCUUAACCCCAUGGAGGUCCCACUCCUUAACACGUCAGUCCUACUAGCCUCAGGAGUAACUAUCACUUGAGCUCACCACAGCCUAAUAGAAGGGAACCGCAAACAAAUACUUCAAGCCCUGUUCAUCACAAUCUCCUUAGGGGCCUACUUCACAUUGCUUCAAGCCUCCGAGUAUUACGAGGCAUCGUUCUCUAUCUCCGACGGAAUUUAUGGCUCAACCUUCUUUGUGGCGACAGGCUUCCAUGGCCUCCACGUAAUUAUUGGUUCUACCUUUCUAGCCGUUUGCUUCCUUCGUCAACUUAAAUUCCACUUUACAUCCAACCACCAUUUCGGAUUUGAAGCAGCUGCCUGAUAUUGACAUUUCGUAGAUGUAGUGUGACUGUUCCUAUAUGUAUCUAUUUACUGAUGAGGAUCCU
Molecule: messenger RNA, 784 nt
Organism: Trichechus manatus latirostris (Florida manatee)
Lineage: Eukaryota; Metazoa; Chordata; Mammalia; Sirenia; Trichechidae
Source: the annotation of a RefSeq genome assembly